Molecule: messenger RNA, 3569 nt
Organism: Linum trigynum
Lineage: Eukaryota; Viridiplantae; Streptophyta; Magnoliopsida; Malpighiales; Linaceae
Source: the annotation of a GenBank genome assembly
GCAUAAAAAUAGAGGGAACCCGCUGCCCGCACCAUUCCAAUCGGGUUCGCUCCUUUCUCCGUCUCUUCUUCCUCUUCUCCUUGCGUAAGCGAGUCGGUGGCCUUGCGAAUUGUCCCCAAAUCCCUAAUUUCCUCCCUGAAAUCACCGCGAUCGAUUUGGGCGAACGACCUUCUUUGAAGGCUCCCCAGGAUUAACCAGGUACGCUUCUUGAAAUUCUACGCCCAGAUAGUCUGGCUCUUCUGGUUCCAUAGCUCCUGAUUUCGUUGAAUUUGAUUCUGAGUAAGGACUCGUAUCUUAAUUUAUGGUUGAAUUGGUUAGCAUCCAGAUCCAUUAUUAUCACGCAAUGGAGCCAGGAAUAUAGAUCCGUCUUUUCUAUUUGCUUCAAUGUAUAGAAAUUUGCCUACGUUGUGUAGUGCGGCCCACUGCUCUUGUUUGAGCAUUGGGGAUAGGGCAACAGGCACUUACUGGUGGGCGAGAUAGUUGGUAUUGGUUGACCCUUUAUCUUAUCAGACGCGGAAUGGUGCGAGGAAGUUUGGGGAUUGUUAGGAAUUGGGAUACAAUUGAAUUUGCUCAUAAAAACAUUGGGGUUCUCGCUGAUUCCAGAAGCAAAUUUAUAUCCACUCCUCCCAUCAGAGCGAUUGGCAAGUUUGUACUUCGAUGAUGUAUUGGCUUGAAGCCAUUGAUGUACGUUAUAGAAAAGUUUCCCCAUUUGAGUAGUGAAUAAGGAAGUACGAUAGUUUUUGUUGUUGUUGUUGGUCUAUGUUCUAUCAUCAAAAUGGUUCAGGUACAUCAAAUCGUACUUUCUUAUGCAGCUGCAAGCCAAUACAUCAUCAAAACUAUCGUGGCUUGUUUAAAAUGGUCCAGGUAUUAAAUUUGCAGCUGCAUAAGGAAGUACGAUAGUUUUUGUUGCUGUUGUUGAUCUAUGUUCUAUUACACUGCUUCUUAAUGUCAAAACAUGCUAAUGUGCCUACUUUAGUUUAAAAUUAUAGAAAUCGGUGUAUUGUUUCUGUAUGUGCCUAAAUGUCUGCAAAGCUUAUUGUCAGACAGUGAACCAGAAAUCCCUGUAAAGAGUCCGACUGUCUAAGCAGUGAUGGAUAAACAAACGCCUCCUACUCUUUUCGUUAAUGAUGGUUCAUUCAUGGAGAGGUUCAAACAACUUCAGCAAGAGAAUGGGGAGCACAAGGAGAAAGACAAGGGCAUAGCUGAAAAGGAGUCUAAACCCAAAACAAUUUUCUCUGGGACUGUGACUCCUAAACCUGCUGCUGUUAAAAUAAGCAUGCAGCUUAAGGGUAGUGAUGGGCGCAAUAGCCUACAGUCAGCUUCUGGUGGGAAACUUGCUUUCAGUUUGAAACAGAAGUCAAAGAUUGUGUCUCCUGCAGUCAAGUUGGAUGAAGAAGAUGACGAGGAAGCAGAAGGUGGAACUGGUUUAAGUGAUGCACCAUCUAAAAGACAGAAAUUGGGGCAAAUGGAUGCCUCUGAAAAAUUAUCGAGACAAGAGGGUGUUGCCCCAACUUCCCCAAGUGACCCUACAGUGAAGAAAGUUGCAGACAAAUUAGCAAGUUUUGUUGCCAAAAAUGGCAGGCAGUUUGAGGAUGUCACUCGUCAGAAGAAUCCAGGGGAUACCCCAUUUAAAUUUCUGUUUGAUAAAGCAUGUCCGGACUACAAGUAUUAUGAGUUCCGACUUGCUGAAGAGGAAAAGGUUCUUGCCAUGACUAGGGAUUAUGACAAACAUGCUGGGGCUACUAGCAUGUCAGUGUCAAAUUCCACAGUCAGUUCUCAUAGAUCACAUCAGAAGCAACCAAAUUAUCAAAUCCCUGCUUCAGCUUUGUACGGAGCUGCUGAAGACCCUAGGAAUUCUUUAGAACAUGCAGGAGAAUCUACUGCACCACCGGGUACUGAUCCCAUUGCAAUGAUGGAGUUCUACAUGAAGAAAGCUGCUCAUGAAGAGAAGAGGAGGCAGCCUAAACAGUCCAAGGAUGAAAUGCCACCACCGGCUUCCCUUCAAGGUCCAGGCCCUUCCAAGAAAGGUCAUCACAUGGGUGAUUAUAUCCCUCCGGAAGAGCUUGCGAAGUUCAUGGCUAACUGCAAUGAUGCUGCUGCCCAAAAAGCUGCUAAGGAGGCUGCCGAAAGAGCACGAAUUCAGGCCGACAAUGUUGGGCAUAGGUUGUUGUCCAAAAUGGGCUGGAGAGAAGGUGAGGGUCUGGGCAGCUCAAGAAGUGGUAUGGCUGAUCCAAUUAUGGCCGGGAAUGUAAAGAAGGACAACUUGGGUGUUGGAGCUCAGCAGCCUGGUGAAGUGACGCCUGAAGAUGAUAUCUAUGAGCAGUACAAGAAGCGAAUGAUGCUCGGUUAUCGUCAUAGGCCCAACCCUCUGGGGAACCCUCGGAAAGCAUAUUAUUGAGAGGCAAAAACCUGCUAUCGUGACAGUUGAAUGAAGAACAAGAAUGUUGUCUCAAGAGCUUGCCUUUGAUGACAAAUACUACGUCAUGCCAGUAAUUUGACUGAGUGCUGUUUACUAAUUUUGUUGCGCGUGUAAGUUUUUUUGUGCUGAAAGUGAAGCCUCUUUUGCUGCAACUUCCAGAUCACUAUUGGAAUGGGGAUUUGCGAGAUAUAGUAUAACAGUAUUGUUUUAUAUUCACAGAACCUAUUCCAAUGUUCUUGAAAACAGUAAUAUGGAUGCCACAGGAGGAAUUGAUUCUACGUUUGUAUACCGAAGGCUGAUAACAACGGAAAAGUGCCCUAAGGAAUAAGGGUAUAACAUAACUAUUCUCUUCUAUCCCUUCUCUUGGGAUAGCAGUAGCACAGCUGGUCGUUCUUCCAUGUAACUUGGAGUAUGUGGUUGUCUGCCUCUGACCCUACAACAACAAAUCACCAGCCAGAAUAUCGGAAAAGGUGUGAUUUUGAUUCUUUUUCCACAAGAGCAGCAUGGGUCGGUUAGCAUGCUAAACUCCCUUAGCGGUUGGAAAAAUGACACCCCCUUAGUAUAUUAAAUACAACUAUAGAAUUUAAUACACACAUUAAAUACACAUUAGGAAUUAAAUGCACCAUAUUAAUUAUUUGUUUUUUUUUCAAAUUAAAACCUACACUAAAUACAUUUUCUCUCACUAUAUUUGAUUUUUCCUUUUUCAGCAGUCUCCGACCACUAGACUUCCUCCGACCGCCACACUUCUCCGGUGAAAAUCCCAUCGGCAGACUCCCUCCGACCACCUCCAAAAAAUAUACCACUGCACUGAUACUUUGUACCACUGUACUGGUAGAUAUACCACUGCACUGGUAGCGAUAUCAAUGCACUGGUACCAAUGUCAUAUCUGAGUAUCAGUGCAGUGGUACAAAUACCAGUAAACUGGUACAACAUAUCAGUGCAGUGGUAUAUUUUUGCAUGUGACCGGAGAGAGUUUGUCGGCGGAUUUUACCGGCGAAGUGUGGUGGUCGGAGGAAACUUGGUGGUCGGAGGCUGCUCGGAAAGGAAGAAUCAGAGAUAGGAGUGAGAAAGAUCAAAGAUGAGAGAGAGAAAUGUAUUUUGUAUAUGUUUAGAUUUUUUUAAAAACAAGUAAUUAAUGUGCUGUAUUUAA